Fusarium vanettenii 77-13-4 is the source of this 1224-nucleotide messenger RNA. RefSeq lists its product as uncharacterized. Bases 1 to 1224 code for a protein of 407 amino acids. NCBI's taxonomy places the organism in Eukaryota, Fungi, Ascomycota, Sordariomycetes, Hypocreales, Nectriaceae. The record is from RefSeq and is a predicted model, not a curated record. The transcript has a single exon.
AUGUCUCUCCCCGUCGCAAUCCAAUCCGCCGUCUUCUACAUCCUCGCCUGUACACCAUGCGCCAAGGUACGGCAUGAACAAAAAACCCGCAAGCAGGCCAAGAAGGAGCGCCAGGAAAAGGCGAGACAAGAGGUCGAGGGGUCGCAACCGACAGCCUACCAGCAUCCUGAACCGUUCAACACCAACCCGUACUGGCAGGAGGAGAUUAGCAUGGGACCCAGCUUACCCAAGAAGUCGGCCAGCAAGAACUCGAGCCAGCGCGGUCUCACCAGCUCCGGAGGCGACAGCAGCGUUGUGAGCAUAUCCGAACAGACGAAUCCUGUAUUAAGCCGGACACAUGUGGGCGCCAGCACGUCGGUCAUCGCAGAGGAUGAUGAGUUGUCAGACGACUGGAACCGAAGGCGAGGUUACCAACGCGAGGAUGAGGAGCUAUGGGGACAAUGGUCAGGCCAAAAGUUGAUGGAUGCUAUUUCCAAGGCGCGCGACUCUGCUGGAAGGUUGAUCGAGUCCACACUCGGUCUCGAGAAGGAGGUGACGGAGCAGCAACGACACGAUUUUUACUUCCCCAAGAACCCUCCCAUCAACGAGUACCACCCACCCGUCGUCAGCAGCAAGAUCCCGUCGCGUAACGCCCACCAAUGGAUGUUGCAGCCACCACCCCCGGCCAAGAUCAUGGAGGGCAAGGUUCCCGUGAGCCGCGCAGGCAGCUCAGGAAGCAAGUCAAGCGGCAGGACUCUGAUCGGUGAAGAUGUUCAGCUUGGUCGCCUGGUCCAGGAGAAGCUUGUUAUGGAGAAGCUCAAGCGGGAGAACACCAACCCCACCGAAACCGAACUCAUCGAAUCCCUCUUCCUCACUCGAACGAAUCGAUCCCUCAGCAUCCACCGCACACGAAGCCUCUCCUUCGAUGCAUCCGACGACUCUAUGGACAACGGAUUCGCAAAGAGGCGGUCACGACUACGACCCGUCAUCGCUCCACCCGGACUCGAUUCUUCGGACGAUUCAGACUCUGACGCCCCGAUUCCCUUUUCGCAAAGCGCCAUGAGCUUGGGCACACGCCGCGCGCCUUCGUCCGCUGGCCACGCCGCCCAACGGCCAAAGCUUGAGACCAUCAUGAGCACGAGAAACAACAGUCGCCUAUCCUCGAAGCGAUCCAAGCGACAGAGGUCGACUCGAUCAAAGAGGCUCUCGGGAGCCGCGUCCCCCGUCGGUGACGACAGCGACUAG